AUGGCUUGCACGCACGUCAACGCGGCUGAGCUGCGCGCUCCCGGCCUGAGCCAGUCUGUCUAUCGUGAAGACUGCACGCAGUGCUUCGACUCUAUUGAAGACCCCAGCGGUCUUGAUGUGUGCCUCUUCUGCUUCAACGGCGGCUGCACGGGCGAGCGAGACCAUUCUUCCCUUCACGUCGCGAAGACAAAUCACCCUCUCGUCCUAAAUAUUAAGCGCACGCGCAAACAUGUGAAACGCGACGAGCCUCCGCAGAAGAUCUCCAAGCUUGCCAUCGCCGCCGAGACCGAGGCCGACCGAUACGACACGACUACCCACGUGAAGUGCUACGCUUGCGGCAUCGAUGACGUGGAUAAGAGCUCAGGGAAGCUGUCAGAGGUUGUGGAUGCAGUGUUGAAGGCCAAUACAUUUGCGAGGCAAGAGGAGGUCAAGGCAUGGGAGCAGGAGCUGACAGCGUGCGAGCAUACACUUUGCCUAGAGCAGGAUGCGGCGCGCCAGAUAGAGUCCCAGGGCUUGGGUCAGUGCUCUUCGUGCGAAUUGAAGGAGAACCUGUGGCUCUGCUUGUCCUGUGGUAACCUCGGCUGUGGGCGUCAGCAGUUCGGCGGUAUUGGUGGCAACUCCCACGGAGUGGCUCAUACGAAAUCUUCAGGCCACCCGGUAGCUGUCAAGCUUGGCUCUUUGACUGCUGACGGAACUGCCGACAUCUACUGCUACUCAUGCGACGAGGAGCGAGUCGACCCAGAGCUACCCAAUCAUUUGGCACAUUGGGGCAUCAACAUCAAGGACAGAAUUAAGACAGAGAAGAGCUUGACCGAGAUGCAGGUGGAGCAGAAUCUCCUAUGGGAAUUCUCUAUGACCACCGAAGACGGUAAAGAGCUGAAGCCAUUGUUUGGGCCCAACUUCACCGGCCUGAAGAACCUCGGAAACAGCUGCUAUUUGAACAGUACUCUGCAGGCUUUGUUCGCCAUGCCAGAAUUUGCGGACCGUUACUAUCUACCGGAUCGUCCUCCCCCAGAUACCCCUCAGCCGGCCGAAGACUUGGAGACUCAGCUACGGAAGGUCGCAGACGGCUUAUUGUCAGGUCGCUAUUCCAAGCCUGAUAGCGAUGUCAUCGUGUCGGAGAAUACUCCAGAAGUUCCUCACCAGAAGGGACUUGCUCCUGCCAUGCUGAAGCAUCUGAUUGGACGUGGCCAUGAGGAAUUCUCCACUAUGCGGCAGCAGGAUGCUUUCGAAUUACUACUACAUCUUCUGAAGCUCGUUUCAAGGUCACAGCAUGUGGCACCAGCCCAGGACCCGGUUGAUGCUUUCAGGUUCGUCAUGGAGCAGCGAUUACAGUGUCUCAACUGCAAGAGGGUUAGGUAUCGGGAUGACGAGCAGGAGAACAUCUCAAUUCCUGUUCCCAUACGAAGGCUACCAAAAGGCGACUCAAUGGAAGUGACAGAUAGCCAAGGCAAGGAUAAACCCAAGGAGGAGUUUGAGCCGGUCACGCUGAAAGAGUGCUUGGACAUUUUCACGGCGGAUGAGAUGGUCGAGCUCACUUGCGACUACUGCGGUAGCAAGGCAGGUUUCUCCAAGAAGAGCAUGUUCAAGACUUUCCCUACGGUAUUGGCAGUGAACGCACGCCGCUUCGAGAUAGUCAAUUGGGUGCCUACCAAGCAAGAUGUACCGGUCAUUGUCAACGAUGCGCCAUUCUCGUUCGGCCCGUAUAAGUCAAAGGGCCUUCAGCCGAACGAGGAGCUACUUCCUGAAGAUGCCGACACAGGCAGUGCUUCCAACAAAUGGAUUCCGAACGAAGGGGCACUGUCCAUGCUUGAGGCCAUGGGCUUCCCUCGAGUUAGGUGCGAAAAGGCUUUGCAUGCAACUGGGAACGCAGACCCGGAAGCUGCAUCCAAUUGGCUGUUUGCGCACAUGGAGGAUCCUGACAUCGACACUCCGGUAGACUUCAACGCAGGCAGUGGCUCCGGCGGCGGUGCCUCAACCGCUGUGGACCCGGAGAAGAUUGAGAAUCUCGGUGCGAUGGGCUUCAGCGCCCCCCAGGCACGGCAGGCACUCAAAGAGACUGGAGGCGAUAUGGAGCGAGCUGUAGAUUGGCUAUUCAGCCAUCCAGAUGCUCAAGGGGACUUCGACGAGGGUGGCAGCUCGGAGGAACCAGCCGCCGCGAAGGAGAAGACAUUGGCGGGAAGCGAGAAGUUGCCGGCCAAUUUCCAGCUGCAGUCGAUUGUCUGUCACAAGGGCAGCUCCAUUCACGCCGGGCACUACGUCGCUUUCGUGCGCAAGGAAAUUCCCGACGAGCAGUCUGCUGCUUGGGUGCUCUUCAACGACGAGAAGGUGGCCAAGGCAGCAGAUGUGGAGGAGAUGAAGAAGUUUGCCUAUGUGUAUUUCUUUAGGCGUUUGUAA
Molecule: messenger RNA, 2397 nt
Organism: Didymosphaeria variabile
Lineage: Eukaryota; Fungi; Ascomycota; Dothideomycetes; Pleosporales; Didymosphaeriaceae
Gene: ubp14
Product: ubiquitin C-terminal hydrolase Ubp14
Exons: 5
Coding region: 1-2397 (798 amino acids)
Biological process (GO): protein deubiquitination
Molecular function (GO): zinc ion binding; cysteine-type deubiquitinase activity; protein binding
Source: RefSeq, a predicted model, not a curated record